Arachis ipaensis is the source of this 1019-nucleotide messenger RNA. RefSeq lists its product as uncharacterized. Gene Ontology annotation, molecular function: DNA-binding transcription factor activity; sequence-specific DNA binding. Gene Ontology annotation, cellular component: nucleus. The record is from RefSeq and is a predicted model, not a curated record. Lineage: Eukaryota; Viridiplantae; Streptophyta; Magnoliopsida; Fabales; Fabaceae. Gene Ontology annotation, biological process: regulation of DNA-templated transcription.
UUUAUAAUUCUGUCUAGGUUCUUUCUAUAUUCCUCUAAAAGUCUCUUAUUCAUAUAUUAUAUAUGCAUGUUAGUGUUCUAAGCUUUAUUUAAGUCACAAACCAUGUCUUUUUCAUCAAAGAGCAAUAAUAAAAACAUUAUUAGCUGCUCUAGUGAAGAUGAUAAUAAUAAUAAGGAUAAUGAACUUAGAAGAGGACCUUGGACCCAUGAAGAGGAUGAUCUUCUCAAAAUGUGCAUUGCCAUUCAUGGUGAAGGCAGAUGGAAUUUUCUGGCCAAAUCUUCAGGGUUAAAAAGAACAGGGAAGAGUUGCAGAUUAAGGUGGCUUAAUUAUCUAAAGCCAGAUGUGAAAAGAGGAAAUUUAACCCCACAAGAAAAGCUUUUGAUUUUUGAACUCCACUCAAAGUGGGGCAACAGGUGGUCAAAAAUUGCACAACAAUUGCCUGGAAGGACAGAUAAUGAAAUCAAGAACUUCUGGAGAACAAGAAUCCAAAAACAAGUGAAGUAUUUCAAGAUUGACACAUUAUGGAGGACAAGAUUUGUUGAUGAAUCAAAAGAAUUAUACCAAGAGCAAAACCAAAACCAAGCAUUAAUUAUUCCAACAAUGUCUCCUGAUUGUGUCACUCAAAUGCAGCAAUAUCCAUCACUUAUUGAAGAAGCAACACCAACACCAGCAAAAACUCAAAUAAUUCCAUGUGAGAGACCUUCUUGUAUGAUGAAUGGUGCAAGUUCAAAUUGUGUGGAUUACUCAGAUUAUGAAAACAACAACAACAAUAAUGGAUCAUCAUGCAUGUCCUUCACAGAGUCAACAAAUAUGGCAAACAUGGUUCAGUUUGAGACUUUAGAUAACAUCACUAAUGCAUAUGGCAUGGAUGCACUCAACAUCGAUAUGGAAUGCCAAGUGUCACAAAGCAAUUGGCUAGACAAGGAUUUUGUAUGUACCAUGUGGAACAUGAACAUGGAUGAAUUGUCACACUUUAGGAGUAUACAAAAUCAGUAAUUAAUUAAAGUUAAGGUUUGCUU